CUAAUCUACACGGACUAAAAUUACACAGCUGAAAGUUGUUAUUAUUUUUUUGCUGAUGUACCGUACCAGAUGCAGAGACAGAUUUUUGAAUGAGAUAUACCUGAUGACACCUUUCUAAGAUCCGGAUCGGGUGUGAUAUCUCCUCCAAGAUGGAGACCGGACGGGGACUACAUCAGAAUCUCAAGGUUCGAUGGGACCGUUACACGUCCUGUAACCAGGAAACACAGUCUGAGAAGAAGUCUGAAUACCUUGGUGACUUCCUGGAACAUCUCAUUUCAAUGUCCAUGAAUUCUUCUAUAGAUACGGAGGAUCUUUACAACUUUUGCAAUGAUGUACACAGCACCUUCAAUAUACUUGCCCUUGAGUUCAUGACCUCUGUGAAGGACAUUUCCACCAAGCCACCGGCAGCCUUGGCGGCGCCGGCUUCAAUGACUGAUUUCCACAGAACUCUAGACAGCGCCAUCUCUAGUCAGGUAUCCCCAGAGCUUCCACAGGCUGAUUUGAUGGACUUUCUGAUGCACGGGAGAGGAUGGCUGCUUCUCAAUGCUAUGUCUAUACUCGCCACACAGGCCCUAUCACACCAUGUUGAAUUUAUCCGUCUGCUGAUCGCUCUCCUGGAAGAAGCCCUUAAGGUGCCUGUGAAAUCUAGACCCAUUCGAGAUGUGGCCACUCUGGUGCCACCGAUGGAAACGUGCUUUCCUGCCAAGCUAAACGGGAGACGAACCAGUCAAGUAGAAUCGCCUACCACGAUGGCGUCUCAUCUUACUCAUGAUGUCUAUCGCAGAAAAACAGCCUUUCUACGCACAACUACUUCCUACCAGGGAGGUGGGAAGCUACCUAGGACAGCGGUAGGCAGCCAGCGUAGGAAGAGCAUGCUGCCACACGGCAGAGAACAAGAAAGCACAGAUUCUGAGAAUGAGACUGGAAGACGGUACAGAGGCAGGCACGCGUCUGGCAACGUUAGAAAGCACAAAGUGACAGCUAACUAUCUCAUGGCCUUCAGGAACUCUAUUCCAAAGUACCAGUGGAAUGGGGGGAACCUGAUCAUCAGGCACAGGAUGAGUAUUGAUGAUGGACUCUCAGGUAUGGAUCUUUCCAGCACUACGCCAUUCGACCUGUGCAUAACUCUCUUAUCCCUCUUGGAGAAGUUGUGCUCUAGUGAAGCCAUGAAUGCAGCUCACAGAAACUCCCUUAGUCUCUUCCUAGCGCCACAGCUUACCAACUUGCUUAUUAAGAUUGAUCACCAGUGCUCUGGCCAGGGUAUCCACUUGGACUACAACUGGGGACCAGAACUCCUGGGAGCACUUAAGAGACUUAUCCUGCGCAUUGUGUUGAAGGUUUGCCUGUACAGCCUGACACAGCAUCAGAAGAUUCUUGAGCUGUCUUCCAGUGGGUUGCUGCAAUCACUCCUAUCAGAGGCUAAGAGCUCUGCUCAAAAGAUCAUGCAUUCUCUGUCAGAGAGGUCAAAGGAGAAAGAAGAUGAUUUUGCUCGAGAUGAGGCAGAUGAACCUGAGGUGUCAGACUCUGUGUUUGAAGGAUCAGGUGAAGACCAUGGAAGCUCGCAUGGAAGGGAUUCAGCCAAGAACAGGUUUGAUUGUGAUGCUGCAGGUAUGACAUACAUCAGUGAAAUUCUCCAAGGUGUGCUUCUCCUCCUCUCGUAUGUGAUGUACAGUUGCCAUGACAACCAGACUGUUUUGACGCAGGGAUUAGCCAUGUUGAAUGAAUUUGAAGAAAAUGGAGGAUAUCAACUCUUCCUCAUGGUGAUUGAGGCAAUGGAUGGUUUGCUGUCUAGUGGUGAGGAUGAUGGUGAGAAGGUUCACAGCAUCAAGGAGAUCAUUAUCUCUUUGGUAACAUGCAUGUGUAAGCUCACCACUGCUACCAAGAAAGCCAAGUUGGAGUACCUCCAUAAAUUCCAGUGCCUAAAGAGAACACACAGUAAUUGUGAUUACAGUCAUUACAUGCAUCACCAUCACAGCAUGCUAGGAAUGACCUACACUGCCUUUGAGGAAGACAAGCAGGGACACUCUGACUCUGGUCAUGUUGCAAGUGGUGGAUUGAUGGACAGGAAUCCCAUUAGAGCAAACAGGAGCAAGUGCUGCAUUGCCACAGUAGUGGAUGUGGUCUUGGAAUUGAUUUCUAAAGUGCAAUGUCGAGUAACCCUUGUGCGGUUACUAGGAAUGUUAGAACAAGGAGGGAUCUGUUGUUGCAUACCACCACACAUAAUCCUCAGCAAACUGUUGCAUUCCAUCGAAAAUAGAUCCCUGGCGCUGUCAAAUUAUCUUCUUAGUGUCAUAGCGAAGUUGAUCCUGGAACAGUUGCGUGGUGGAGAGAAGGCUGAAGCAGUUCCAGUUGACCUGUGUCCAGAGUGUGUCCAGUUAGAUGCAAGGCACAGAUUGACAGGCAGCCAAUUAGACAUGGAAAGCAUCGCUGAUAGUAGGACUAGUGAUAGUGCAAUUGGAAGUGAUGGUAGCAUCCAGGAUGGUGAUAUUACCAAGUCAAGGUGGCAGGUCUUGGGAACAUAUGCCAAUCUAAUCACCAGUGGAGUGAAUGAAGUUUUGAGUGUCCAGGUGGCAAGGCAUCUGUUGCAUCUUGUCAAGCAUGGAAACUACCACAUCAAGCAAGAACUAUAUCUUCAUGUAUAUCUGCCAUGCUUUGAGUCAUCAAGACCGAUAGGCUUAGAGGAGUCUAUUGGACUUACUCCCAGGCUGCCAUACCGUAUUACUUCAUCUACUGUCUUGGAGUACUGUUUCAGUGCCCUACCCAUCCUUUUGACCUCUACUUUUGCCCAGGAGCUGUUCCUUAGCCAAGGAGGUCUGAAUCAGCUCCUGCAUUUGCUGCAGUUAGACACCACAAGACCUCAUGUCCUGCAGGUCUUUGAAGUCAUUAUCCUAUCAGGCGAUGAAGAGAAAACGAGGCGAGACAGGAGUAACACAACAGAUAGUGGACUGAGUGCUGCAUCAUCCGUGACUACAGCAAGCUCCACUUCACAACUCAGAUACAACAAUUCUCGUUGCAAGAGAGACCAUGCAAGCACAGUUGUCAGUGUCCUAGAUGCCUUUACAGGAAUUGUCCUAGAAGUUAUCCCUGAGGACCUUCACUCUAAGAGUGACAGUUCAGAUAGCAGUAGCUAUCACAAUCAAUCCGGAGGACUGCACGAACGUUCCAUUGACAGACUGUUGUCAUCCUAUGACAUUGUGGAUGAACCAUUUGAAAGUAUGACUCACCAAAGCAUCGAGUCAGUACUAGGCACUCUUCAUGAAGGGGUGCCAGCCUUGCCCGAAAGAACAAUGUCCGAGAGCAACAGCUCAGACUCUUCUCAGACCAACACAAUGACACCGACAAAGCUCUUCAUGCCACAGGACAGUAUCAGUGUUCUUCCGGAUGCAAGACUUGCCAUGGCCAGUGAUGUCUGGAGGACUUGUGCCAAUCUCAUAGUGUACAGUCAAGGGUUCUCGGAACAUUUCAUGCAAAGCUCUGUGGCAAACCAGAUCCACAAGAUCUUGAACGAAUCCUUCCUUGCCUUAGCUCAGAUCACCAAGGAAUGUGACGUGUUAGAGAUCAGCCUGGAGUCUCUCCAUGACACCACCAGGAACUACACUGAUGAUGAGAUCAACAAGAGAGACAGGUUCCAUAUCAUGCUUAGCAUUGUGGGCUCUCUUAUGAGGAUACAACUCAAACUGUCUAAAGAAGUAGCUGCAGGAAAGUUUGAGGGAGAAGGAAUGGGCCACAUCCUUCGCAAUGUGAAGCAUCACCUGACAGAGUCAGACCUGCUUGGAUCCAGCCCAGGCAGAACUGUAGCUGACACCUUGCUCAAGCUGGCCCAACUAGAACCCCUGGACUCAUCACAGUACCAGAUCGGUAGCCUUUCCAGGAAUUCACCUAAGGAUGAUGGUGUCGAUGGAAUGAGCUGGAACCUAGAGGAGCUUCAAGAAGCUUCUGAUGAUCAGAGCAGUGAGCUGAGUGAUCUAUGGAGUGCUGAAGGAGGUUAUGAGGCUGAUAGCGAGAGGGACGAGAGAGAAGAUGCCCUGACAAACAACAAGCCAGACAGGGAAGACUUGAUUUUUGCCCAAUCACAGCAGUCUUUGGUCUACCCUGAGGUGUGUCAGCUAAUGUUAGAGGUUCUCUCAACCACUGACGGAUGUGCUAGGAAGAAAGUCCUUUACUUUCUCCUCAAUCAACUCAUCUCCUUGGUGAAGGGUAAUGAGUCUUGUAAAGCUAGUCUCAACCAGUGUGGAGUUCCUACCAUCAUCUUAGAAGGAUACCAAACCAUUCUACAGCAAGAUGAUAAAGAGACAAGUGUUGAGAGAGCUUUGCUUCUGGAGUUGUUUUCUGAGCUGGUUGAGAACAGUAUCACAUCAUCUCAGCUCAGGGGAUAUCUUACUCUCUUCCAAUCACCUUCAUCUCCUAUGAGCUGCCUGUUGUCAACCCUCUUGACCAUUGCCAGUAGUGCUGUCACCCAGCCUGCCACUGCCAUCACCUUUCCAGUCAUGCCUGAACCCUCCACCAGACCAAACACCCCUCUGCCAAUGAAAGUGGAGUUGUCCAGCACACCAGAAGUCAGUGCCUGGAAUGCUUCAGCAACACAUCUUCCACUCAGGAACAAUAUCAUGUGGACUGUUCCACUCAGUAAGGGGGUUGGUGUUGCCAUGUGGCUGAAGACAGAGGAGAGGAGGAAAGGAGAAUUUGGAGAGAAGAUGAAGAAGAGCAAGACAAGAACGAGAUACCUGCCCCACUCAUCUAGUGCUUCAUCAAUAUCAAGCUUGAACAGAAACCCCCUCUCAUCCCAAUCUAAAUCAGGGUUGAAAGGUCACCAGUUUGACCUCCAUCUUGUGACCCUUGGUACCCGUGAUAUGACCUUUGAGGUCUGGCUGGAGUCCAAGACUUCAAAGCUGAUCUUCAGAAUUGGUCAGUCAUCAAAUGACCAUCAGAGGACUGUGUUACUAGCAGAGACUGCCUGUGCUGGUAUGCUGACCAGUGGUCAGUGGGAGCAUCUAGUAGUGACCUAUCAUGAAAGGAAAGAUGACUCCAUGGUGCUAGGCAUGAUCUCUGUGAUAGUGAACGGUCAUCAUAGGAAGGACGUGAUGGUGGACUACAACUACUCCUCAGUCAUGGUCAAGAUUGCCCAGCAACCCAUGUUAUGUCUGAUUGGUCAUUGCUUGACCAAUGGCCAGACACAAGGACAUGAUGCAAAGCCACAGGGGGCAUGGAGUCUUGGACAUAUGCACAUCUUUAAUGAUGCCAGCGCAUUGCAGAAGGAAGCAGCGGCUUUCCACUUGUUCUCCAUGGGACCUGACCUGUACGCACUCAGCCAGUGUGAGGGCAGCAAACGCACCCGUCUCUACAGUCGUCAGAUCACCAAAGACAUCAUGAUUGCUGGAAUCAAGCCUGAUAUUCUCUUUGGAGACAGGGAAAUUGAUGAGAAACUGUUGAGGGAGAGUCUAGUAGCCACCUACUCUGCCUCAUCCCCGUCCAGCUUCAGUCUCUAUCAAUCCACAUCACCAGGCACCCUUAGCAAAGUUCUCCCAGGAAAGAUCAUUCCUCCGUCCCUCCUGCACUCACCAACCCUCAUGCAGGCUAUACAACAAGCACACCCCAUCGUCAGGCACCAUAUGGGACUACACAAGGCCGUCUACCAAGUUGGGGGCAUCAGUGUCUUUGUGUUUCUCUUUGCCAAGGUGGUUGAGACAUCCAGCGAUGGUCAUCAGCAGGCCAGAGCACUGCAGCUCUUGAUGCAGCUUCAGAACAGCAGCUACGAGAUGGCCCAAGAGUUCCGCUCCAUUUCCGGCCCUCUCAUGUUGUCCAAGGUGUUGGCCUCAGAGAGAUGCCAUGUUGGUCCAGAGAUGUUAAAGGUGCUAUUUGAUGCCUGCUGCAGCGAGUCAGUCGUCUUCCAAUGUUCCCUCCUCCACCACUACAAGGUGAACGAGGAGUCGACAGCCAUCCUCCAGGACACAGAGUUCUUCACCCAGUUGCUUCUUAACUGGAGGGUGUGGGACCGGGCCACGAAGGGAGCCUGGAGGAUACUCCUAGAAGGCAUCCUGGCCCUGAUCAGACAUGAUCAUCCCUUCUACUCGUUCAACAUCAAUCAGAUGCAGAGGGUCGGGCUGGUACAGAAGCUCUUCACCAUAUGCAGAGAGAGACACAGUGAGGAUCUACCUGCACUUCCAGUUGACUCAUACUCAUCAUUGAUAGAGAUCAUUAAGACUAUGGUAGGCAUACCAGCUGACCCUCAUCUCAUGGCUGAGAUCAGUGACUUCCUACUGGCUGUCCAUCCUGCAGUCAACACCUUUGUGUGCCAUGCUCCAUCAAGCUUCUUCUUCAUCUUACACAAAGGGAAAUGGUACAAGUCACGGUCCAGCACACCAUCAGAGAUCUCGUCACAUGACAUGGAUGACGUUCGUCGUCAUGACUUCAAGCUAGGUCUGCCUCCAGUUUCAAGAGAGGAGAUGAUGAAAAAAAAGAAUUCAGUGAAAUAUCAGUCACCUGUUGAGCACUCGGAUGGUGACAAGGCUGUUUCCAUCCAGAAUGCAGUCAACAACCCCCCAUCUCAAGAGGAGGUCCAUACGCCAAGAAAAGAUGCAGAGGAGGAUGUGAACGUAGGAGGAGGAGGUGAUGAAGUGGAUGGUGGAAGGACACUAAAAAGCAGCCAUCAUAAGAAAAGGACUCCAAAAGAUUCAACAGAUGGUAGACAUUAUGGGAGAGAGCGAAGAAGGAGAAGUUCUUCCGAUUCUUCUUCCACCGAUACCAGUGAUGAAAUCUCAUCAUCACCAUCAUCUUCAACCUCAGGAGAGAGUGAGAUCUUAUCAAGUGGAGAUGAGCAGAGGAAAGAGGAGGAGGAGGAGGAGGAGGCAGGACUUGGCCACAAGGCUUGCCAUAUAAAUGGUGAUGAGGAAGGUGGGGAAGGUAUCGAUGAUGAUGUUGGUGAAGAUGAUGCAGGCCCUGGUGUAAAGAGAAAGUCACCGACUGUAAGAGAACGGAGAACACAGAGUGUGAACUUCGCUGGUAUGCAACUGGCUGCCAUACCCGAGGAUGCGUCUAUGGACCUCUCUCAAAGAGAAGAUGAUAUUGCAACAUCGCCCUCAGAUGAAGACUUCCUUUCAGAAUCUAAGGACCGCUCCUCGGGGGACAAGACCACAAUGGUAGAGGAUGAUGGUAACCUGGCAGUCUCAAGCUUUGACAGCCUAGAUGCCAGCAGUCGUGACAUCACAUUGAAUCGACUCUGCUCUGGCCUGCUAGACCUCCUGGCUGAAUGCCUCAUCUUCAUCUCGGAGUCCAAGCUGGAUAAGGUCUUGGGGAUUGUGCUUAAACCAGAGACCCUCAUCGUCUUAGCACACCAUCACUCAGAGGAGAUACGAACGAGUGUUGUUAAGCUGCUUGAUGUGUACUUCCACCGUGCUAAUGAAGCUCAGCUGUCCAGCUUCCUUCGGAUGCAAGGCUUCCAUCAGCUUGCUAAUCAGCUUCAUCAGUACCCUGCCACACAGGAACUAGCUGAAGCAUGUCUCACUAUCACCUUCGGCAAACCUGUGGAUCUCAAUGAAGAACUUGACCUAGCCUUGAUUCAAGACCUCCCUCGGUUCAGACAGCUCUCUGUGGUUCUUAUCUGUUCUCUCAUGGAGAACUCCACCCACGAUGCUAAGCUCUGCCAUAGCAUUUUAUGUGCAGUAUUACAUCUGUUUGAGGGAGGUCCUCAGCUGGUGCCAGCCCUGCUAGAGAAUGGUCUUCUGGAAGCCACAACGAACACGCUAGCAUCUCUGUGUACCACCUCCAUGGAGGACCUGGACUAUGAAUGGAAGAACUGGUCUUUGACUGUUCUCCUAGAUGAUGUGAGGCAUAUCAUAGCUUGCAUUGCCAACAGGGUCUUCAGCCUGUCUGGCGAUCAGUACCUGCAGUACUUAGAAGAUAUGCUAACCCUAUUGGGGGGUCUGGAGGAGAUGUUCCAGCAUAACUAUGGCACCCAAUCCGCGGCAUGUCGUCUGGUCUGUAACGUCCAGUGUCACGUCAUCAGGGAAGUCCUGGAGCACUUCCAGUCUACUUCCAAGGCCAUGGAUUCCAGCCUCUCAGCUGGUCCCAGAUCAGGGAGCCUUCAACGGAGCAUCAGCUACUCGGAGCGCCAGUAUGAUGCAUACACAUGGAGAGAACGGAUGAAAUCACUUGGAGAUAACCCUGAAGCAGCUGAUAUCCACAGCAAAAGCAGAGAUCAGCCAUACACCAACGACCCUAUCUGGGACUACAGGAGACCUCGAACCUCUGUGCCAAGUGUCCAUGGAGACCAUUCCUACUCCUUUACAGGACUUCUCCCUCCGUCAGCCGCAGCUCGCCGCUAUUCAAGCAACCUAGACUCUUUGCUGCGAUCAAGGAGAGGAGAUGGUGUGAGAGGAGCUGGAUCUGGACGAGGUGGGAACAGAGAUGGUGGGCAGGCCACGGAGCAGGAGAUGGCAAGGAGGUUCCAGAGGCUCUGUCUCCUGGCGGUCAAUCUGGUUGUAAACUCUGACCUGACCCAACCUGGUUCUAGUCCAGCCAUUCAACUUACCGACGACCUCCCAACUCUUCUCACUAAGGAUCUCUUUCAUCUACUCAUUGAAGCAAUGGGUGCCACCAUGGAGAAGAAGGUUGUUAGCAUCAGGCGUCGGCGGUUUGACAGCAUUGUCUGGUCCUCUCGACAAACGCUCCAGCUCCAGCUAGCCCGGCUCCUGGUCCAUAUGAUGUCUCCAGCCCAGGACCUAACACUUCGGAUCUUCACAUUGCAAGUGGCUCAUGUGGACAAGUCUAGACAGAUCCUCAAGUGUGUUCUACAAACAAGCAUGCAGCAAUAUGCCAGCAAGCUUGAGCUGUAUCUGUACGACCUGCUCCAUAACCACCGUGAGGACAUGUCGGACACGGACCGUAUGUUUGGCAUGAUCCUUGGAGAUGUUCUCAAGGAAUGUGGCUUCCAGUCGUUCAACCCUGAUGAGGAUGAUCCACAGGCUAUCAAGAGUCUGGAAGAGGACUUGAGGACAUCUUGGACAGACAUUGAUAUUGCAAGGUCAGCAUGGCACAAACAUCGUUUAGACAAGGCGACCCGACUCAACCAGAGAUUGAGUGAUAUCGCCAGGGAGAUUACUCACUCUGCUAUGGAAGUCACUCAGGUUGUUGGUAAAUACCAGAAUAAGCAGCGUUUUCAGUUCUUGGAGCACAUCAAACAGGCCAUGUCAUCUGCUCUAGACGUAAGGACAGCUUGGCAACAUCUCAUUGAACAGCUCACACAUGAGAGAGCUGUAUGGUUUGAUCCAGAAACCUACCCAUCGCGCUGGCAGCUGGAUCCAACAGAAGGACCAGGGAGGGUGAGGAGAAGACUCCAGAGAUGUCAUCUCCUCAUCCCCAAGAAGUUCUUCCUACCGGACGAACAAACCAAACACAGAGAGAUGUGCUCUCGACCUCUGGCUUAUCUCUUUGACAGCAGCUCACAGUCUCAGAGCUCAUCAGAACUCAAAAGGAGACUGCAGAUGAAUGAAAAGAUCAGCCUUUCAUCAACAUGUGUCAAUGUCACACCCGCCACUGAGACCAGGGGUGAACUGCUGCUAGGCAACAACAGCAUGUACUUUGUGGGUGAAGAGCCUCUGAAGAACACUAUUGAUGCAAGUCACACUAAGGUCUCUAUGGGUGACACUGAUCUGAUGACCAUCUGGUGGACAUACACUGAGAUCAAGGAACUUCACCUGAGAUGGUAUCAGCUGAGAGAUAAUGCUCUGGAGAUCUUCCUGACCAAUGGCAAGACUCUACUGCUUGGCUUUGACAACACUGAGGAGCGUCAGACCAUCUUCCAACAGAUCAAGUCCAUGGACCUGCCAAACUUGAUCGAAGUGGACAGUGUCCUUGCGCUCACCCAGGCGUGGCGACUCGGUCAGAUGACCAACUUUGAGUAUCUGACCCAGCUCAACAAGCUUGGUGGACGUUCAUUCAAUGAUCUCAUGCAGUAUCCAGUCUUCCCGUUUGUUCUGAACAACUACAUUGAUGAGAAGAUAGACCUGACCACAGAGAAGUGCUUCAGGGAUCUCACCAAGCCAGUGGCAGUGCAGAAUAAGGACAGGGUGGAGAGAUACAUGGAAAACUACAAGGCUUUGCUUGAAGAGUACGAUAAGAACCACCGUAUGGGAGAGGAGGCCAGCACUUUGGUUAUCGGGCCAUACCACUACGGUUCUCACUAUUCAAACAGUGGCACAGUCUUGCAGUACCUUGUCAGACUCCCGCCGUUCACUCAGAUGUUUCUGCACUACCAAGACAAUCACUUUGACCUCCCGGACAGGACGUUUCAUUCUAUCCAGACCUCCUGGUUUCUUUCUUCCUUUCAAUCUACCACGGAUGUUAAAGAACUCAUUCCUGAGUUCUUCUUCCUCCCAGAGUUUCUCUUGAACAAUCAAGGCUAUGACUUUGGCUGUCGUCAGUCCGGUGAGACAGUGCACAAUGUGAUCCUACCCCCUUGGGCCAAGGAUGAUGCAAGACUCUUUGUCCAGAUCAUGAAGCAAGCCCUGGAGUCAACGUACGUCACUCAGAAGCUCCACAGUUGGGUGGACUUGGUCUUUGGAUACAAGCAGCUUGGCCAGCAUGCAGUGGAUGCCAUCAAUGUAUUUCAUCCGGCAACGUACUUUGGUCGUGACACACGUACCAUCAAGGACAACACCAAGAGACGUGCCGUAGAGACCAUGAUCAAGACGUAUGGCCAGACCCCUAAGCAGCUGUUCACCAACCCCCAUCCUCAGCACAACGAUCCUGAUCCGGUCAUUGUGGAUUCUGCCAUGAUGGGCAGUGUCAACAUGGGAUUCUUGACCUCCUUCACCUCCAGGUCUAAGGGAUCAUUGUCUAGUGACAAGGGCACCUUCAGGGAGCCUGUGUCUCACGUGAAGGGGAUGCGAUGGGGAGACUACCUUGGAUCCCCUGCUUCCAGCGAGCCCAUGGUAAAGUGGCAACAGGCUUUCAUGACCGCACCCAAUCAGCUCAUCCCUCUACCUACAGGCAAUGUGUGUGGUGUGGCUGAGAACCAAUGUCUGCUUGUCAUGUACAGCAAGGAGAAAAGUGUGAGCAGCAUGUAUGCAGUGGACAUCAAAUGGUCAGGAUUCUUGACCUGGGGUCAUUCAGAUGGUAUUCUUAGACUCAAGCACAAGGCCAAGACCCCUCCUAUCAACUUCCUGCAGUCCAAUACGAAUGAUGAGAUUACCUCAUGCAGUUCUGUGUCUGACUGUCGUCUGAUGUUCACUGGAAUGGCCUCUGGUAUGAUCAUUGCAUACAAUAUCAAGUUUAACCAAUACAAGCAAAGCAGCAUUGAAGUGACCCGGUCAGUGGUGCGUCUUCUUGGUCACACAGGACCGGUCACCUGUUUGUAUGUGUGCAGACCAUACAGCAUACUGGUCAGUGCCAGCCAAGAUGGGACAUGCAUCAUCUGGGAUCUCAAUAGACUUUGCUAUGUGAGAUCAUUGAAAGACGAGACCAAGCGAGGGGGUAGUAUCACUGCUGUAGCUGUCAGCGAGGUCUCUGGUGACAUUGCAUCAGCUUCAGAUGUUGCCUCUGCUGAUGUCUCUAUGUUUCUGACAGCGGCAGGUGUAAGUGAACUAACACUCUGGAGUAUCAAUGCUGAUCUGAUAGGACGAGUGUUCUGCCACAGUCGUAUGCUGUGCCUGUCCUUCUCCACCGCCCCUGAGGGUAUCUCUAUCAAUGCCAUAGCUGCUGGCUGCUAUGAUGGCAUUGUCAGAAUGUGGAGUACACUGGAUUUGAGUCCACUCAGGAACAUCUCACCAGAAAUGCAUCAACCAAUUACAAGCUUAACAUUCAGUCACGACUCUCACUUCCUGUUCACCUGUGAUGAGGAUGGUCUGGUGAUUGCCUGGGGGAAGAAGGACACCAACAAGAAGGUGCCCAAGUUUGAAGCCUUCCUCAACGCGCCCAGGAACAGUGGAAGCAGCAGUAAUCUAGAAGCAAGUAUGUCUUCACAAAGGUAGAAGGAAAGCUCCUAAAGGUGUCCAAGUUUGAAAUCUUCCUCAACGCGCCCAGAAACCGUGGAAUCUGACCACAGGCACAAGGGUGCCAAAGUAAUCACUGCAUCCCAAAAGUACUUGGAAUACCAGUAACCUGGAAACAAGUAUGUCUUGCCAAAGUUGAAGGAAAAAUAAUCCGGUGUGCAGUCUUUCUAAUUUUACAGGAGAGGAUUUCCAGUGUCCUACUGUCUCUGACAUUUGAGGAGGUGGUACUAAGCAGAAGUAGUAAAAAUCAUGAAAGACAUCAGAAGUUUAAUAUAGAAAUCAAUAUAUAUCUAAGUUACAAAUUUACAAAUCAGAAAUGAGAGGGAUUUGAGUUACAUGUAUAUCUAUCUACUGAUCAAUAGUCUGUAGGCUGAAGCAUAGGAGGCGUUAUCAGGAAUUUAGCAAUGUGAGAUUAAUAUAAUGUUGUUUCGUCGAAGCAAGUUCAUAUUCAACACAUUAUUUUUCCCAAAAUAUACAGUAAAGCCAAUUUUGUCAUCCUUUCUUGUUUCUAAUGUCCAUUGAGUAUAUAUAACAUCACUGCUUAUUUCUCAAUUUAGAUACACAAUGGUGUUAUGCUUAGAGCAAUGGUCUGAACUUUGGAGGGUCUGUGUUCAGAAAGAAGUUGCCUUUCGCAAUGAAAGACUUUAAAUCAUUGUUAGCUCUUCUCUUGUAUAGGUUGCUUGUUUGUUUAUGUUCCCUCUACAAUCUACACUCACUCGUUACAUGAGCAUCUACAGUAUGAAGUAUACAUCUCUCAAUCUCAGUAUAGCAUGGAUUACAUGUACAUGUAGUUAAUCCAUAUUUAAUGUGCUUUGAAUGCAUAUUAUAUUCACUUUGAAAUACAGUAAUAUCUACACGUAAUUUGCUUUUGUCAGUCUUUGGGAGCUAUUUUGUCUCUUGUGUGUAUUGUUGUGUUCUCUCUAUAAUGGUAUCCUAACAGGCUGUAGAAUUAUUUUAUUACACUCUGAAAUAAAUCAGUUGGCUUCCACUCCAGCAAAUCAAAGAAGUGGCAUUAGUAAAGUGAGUCUUCUAGAAGCAUUUAUAUGGAGUUAUUGUUGCAUGUAUAUAUAGAUAAGGUGUCAUUUAAUAGAAUUUACUAUCUAUUAGAACAUCUAUUAUGCUACAUUUUACAUUUUCAGUCUGGUUGAAUAUGUUGGGGUUAAAGGCUUCCAUCUAUGAAUGCCUUUAACGGGUGCAUUUGAAAUAAAAUUCAGUAGAAAAUAAUUUAUCCUGAUUUUCGUCCAAUGUGUAGAUAUAUAUUCACAUAACCGUGAAGAGAAUUCCAUUAUGCUUAUACCAAACCUAUUAUAUAGAUCAAUUAAUAUACAACUUUAUAUGUCAUUUUCAUUAACAUUUAUGCUAUCAUGCAAGUGUACAUAUUAUUGAUAUUGCAGAUUGCAAAUAUGUAUUUUUGUAAGACGGUAAUCACUAUGAGCUUUGUACAUUAUUUUGUUAUACUUUGUGUAUUUUGAGGUGCAAUGCCAUUAAAGCAUUAUAUAAACAUACCGUAUAUCAAGUACUUAAAUGGUUGUUUGCUUUAUGAAUGAACUUUAUGAAUGAAAUUGCAUUGGGAAAUUUGGUUUUCUAAGUUUACAUGUAUAGUCUAUAUGCAAUUAUUUUGGAUGAAACAAGAGUGUUCAAAAUUGUUUUAUAUUACAUAUCUAGUUCACUGAAAAAAUGAAAGGCUUGGAAGAGAGAAUCAUAUCAGUUUGAUAUUUUUCCUUACAAAAGUAGUCUUAAAUGUUUCAGAAAUACCUUGUAACAGAAUUAAAGUCUAAGAUUUAAAGUUGAGUUGGUGCAAUAUUUGUAUAAUUUCAUCUCUUUUUCUUUUUCACUAAAUCAUGAUAUAUUUUGUCUGUAAAUAUAAAAUCAUACAUUUUAUCACGAGUUUUGUCACUGCCUAGACUGGCCAGAAUUUAUUUUAUUCAUUUGCAUUCUGCCUCUUGUUUCAGUUUCACUCAAUUGCUAAAUGUGCCAAAUAUCACUUUGAAGUGAAAAUGUUCAGGUCAUUACCUCUCCAAUACUAACAGAUAAAGCAACAAAGCACAGGGAACUUAUUACAUCCGUUUCCUUUGAAAAGUUUAAAGAAAGGCGAAUUCAUUGUUUUUCUUCCCUUCAAUUGCUUCAUAGCUUUUCCCUUAUUAUGGGCUUUUGUCAUUUACAAAACAAUUGCUUCUCGUCACAAAUGCUUUUUUUCUUCUCAUUAUUUUUUAUACAGAGCAGGAUUGAGAAUGGUAACUAAUACAUGUUAACCCUUUGUAACUCUGUAUUUACCCUACAUAACACAUUAUAAAAUCCAUUUAUUCAUAUUCAUGUGCAUUUGUGUAGGAUGAAAAUACUUGUAAAGUGCACAAGCUACCAUGUGGAGCAAGAAAUAGAUGUAAAUGUGCCUUUCGGUGAUGCAUGUUCUAGCACGUUAACCCGAACGGUGGACUGCCUUGUUUAAUAUAUCUGAGGUUCCACAUAUUCAGUAGUUGAGAUCACUUGUAAAUGUGCCACUUGUCUUUGGCUUCCCUCACUGAAUGUUUAUAUUUUUCCAAGAAGAACCCUGAAUCAACGGUUUAGUUGAUCUCAUUGAAACUUGGAUAAAACAGAUUACUUUUGGUUGCUCGACUCAAGAACUAGUUUAUUUUUCCUUUGUUUUCGUCCGUCAUAACUGGAAUCAAUUUGAUUCAAAUAUAAACAUUGAUUUUCAUGGAGAUUAUUUCAGGGGAGAGUUCAUAUACAACAGAUCAUCGUUUCAUUUUUUUUUUUACAUGAGAUUACUUUGCUAUUUUAAUUGCAUGUGACCGAUUUACCCAUCAGCAUUAUAUUGGUGUUAACAAGCAUUUGUGUUUUUUCCCUAUCAAGUAUGUACUUUAAUUAAGUUAUCUGUGGAGCAAUUGGAAGUAUAGAACCAUGCAUUUGUUUAAAAUUCAAAUUUAUAUUUUGAUAGAGCAACCUACAUAAUGAGAGAUGUGAUGUUAGUACUAAUUAUAUAACUUAAUUUGCCAAGGUAUUGUCUACAGGCAACUCUGUUUGUGCAGCAUGUACAAAAUGUAUUUUUAUAUAUGCAAAGAAUAAAUAUAUACAAAGUACUAUGGUGAAAUGA
Messenger RNA from Strongylocentrotus purpuratus (purple sea urchin), 15078 nucleotides. RefSeq names its product lysosomal-trafficking regulator (gene lyst). Gene Ontology annotation, cellular component: membrane; cytosol. Lineage: Eukaryota; Metazoa; Echinodermata; Echinoidea; Camarodonta; Strongylocentrotidae. The record is from RefSeq and is a predicted model, not a curated record. The transcript is spliced from 51 exons. Gene Ontology annotation, biological process: intracellular protein localization. The coding region runs from base 150 to 11966 and encodes 3938 amino acids. Gene Ontology annotation, molecular function: protein kinase binding.